GCUUUGCAUAGUAGAUCUACUGCUUGCUGUCGUAAGAUGAUUUGUGUAAUCGACCGUACAGUAUGAAAUCUUGACGCCAAAUUCAUUUCCAAAAUCUGUCAAUUCGGUGUUUCCACUCCUAAUUUCAACUGCCGCCGUGAACAUCAUAAGUCCUUGUCUCCAGAGCAUAAGUCAAAUGAAAGCCGAAGGCUCAACUUCAAAUAUUCAAAACGCUCUCUCAAUUGCACUCGUUUCUGUCAGUGCUUUCACUCUAUCAAAUGACAGCAGAUGGACAAUUGAAGCUACGACAUUCCGGGGUCAGACUUUUAACGGGCUCAAAACACUCAAUCGAACGGAGCUUCGAAUAUGAAUCUUCAUCGAAGUAUAAAGUCUAUCUCGCCACCAUGUUGUUC
Messenger RNA from Aspergillus caelatus, 392 nucleotides. RefSeq lists its product as uncharacterized. The record is from RefSeq and is a predicted model, not a curated record. Lineage: Eukaryota; Fungi; Ascomycota; Eurotiomycetes; Eurotiales; Aspergillaceae. The transcript has a single exon. The coding region runs from base 176 to 349 and encodes 57 amino acids.